AUGGAUGGCCGGCUGUCCUCCUCGUCCUUCCCUCGCCAAGGAUGGCUCCGACUGUCACCGUCCUACGCGCCGCCAGCAGUCCAAGCAGCCCGAGAAUACCAGUCCACCAACAGUGAGAGAGAAGCGCAGCGUCGUACACAACAGGAAUCAGCCCUGAAUUCAGGCCCAGCAUCAUCAUCAUCAUCAUCAUCAUCAUCAUCAUCAUCACGAACAUCUAAAAAACCAGCUGCAGCUACCCAGCCCGUGCUCGUCAGAGCAUAUUCCGGCGAUGCGGAGCAGGACAAAGCCAAAGACAAAGGCAGCACUCCCAAAAUGUCCCCGCGCCGUCUGCUCCCAUUCACCACGGGCUCGAAGGGCUCCGCUCCCUCGUCCCGCGCACCACCGGGCCCUCCACGCCCGUCGGACGGGGAUUUCAGUAUCGAGAGCAUCCUGCAAGCCAUCGACCCCGAGAUCCGGGGCACCUUGGAUUCCAUUGCAGAGAUCUGCGGACGCAGCAAGCUAAGUCUCGCUAAUGAAUACGGCAGCCACAUCGCGCCGCUGGGGGAGAUCCGCGCGGCGCCCGGUGGUGGUCUCGUGCCUGUUGAGGAGGCCAGUUCCAGCGCUGAGCGGCGCGCCGAUGAGGGCGGGGCGGUCAUUUUUGAUGAUGAGCAUGCUGCCGCUGCAUGGGGCAAUCCGAGGAGGGAACUGCAUCCGUUCUCGUUCUAUGGAUAUGUCGAAAGUCUGCGGCAGUCGGCUGCUGCGCAUGCAUCGCCUGAAGUUCGGCGGUCGAUCGAUGCGCAGCUGAAUGCUACGCCUGGGAUGGGUCUGCCGACUCUGCCUGUCACGAGAGAGUUUGCGUCCAAGCCGAAGAAUUCGAGCAGAGAUCUGCUGGCAAAGUCUCCUGAGCAUGAUGGCCAUCAGAUCCAGGUCACUCCGGCCGUGGUGUCGGAGGUUUAUCUCGAUGCUCAGGCCGAUGAUCCGGGGUCAGCCAAUAAUGGGCCUCAUGUUCCAGUCGUGGGGGGCACUCCGGAAGCCAAGGACGGACCGAGUGGUCCGGAGGUUGUGCGCUCCCUUCUCGGGUGGUUGAGAUGGAGUGCUCGAUUUGCUGGGCCAGAUCUCUCGCCGCGAUUGCAGUCUGCAGAGGGCAAACUGCGCGCUAUGUUGGCCGAUGAAAAUCCCGGUCUACUACCAUGA
Messenger RNA from Penicillium lagena, 1173 nucleotides. RefSeq lists its product as uncharacterized. The transcript has a single exon. Lineage: Eukaryota; Fungi; Ascomycota; Eurotiomycetes; Eurotiales; Aspergillaceae. Bases 1 to 1173 code for a protein of 390 amino acids. The record is from RefSeq and is a predicted model, not a curated record.